Paramecium tetraurelia is the source of this 1203-nucleotide messenger RNA. RefSeq lists its product as uncharacterized. The record is from RefSeq and is a predicted model, not a curated record. The transcript has a single exon. Lineage: Eukaryota; Ciliophora; Oligohymenophorea; Peniculida; Parameciidae.
AUGAUAAUAAUAAUCUUAUUGGUCAUCAUAAGCGAGUUUCAGCUUUGCUAAUCAAAGAUUUUUGAAAUUAAGGAAUAGAAUGGUAAACUCAAAAUUGGAACUAUAAAUGGAUUCGAAUUCGAGUUAUUCUUAAGUUUAGAAUCUCAAAUUAGCAAAUUGAAUUCAAUUUAAAUCUCAAAAUGCACUUAAAAUUGUAACGAUUGUGCUAAGCGCCAGUGUUAUUUAGGUAAUAAAGAACUUGAUCAUUCUGAAAUUAAAUUAUAUGAUUUGGACACUCAGUAAAUGGUUUUUUAACCUUUAACAUAUUUUAACGACUAAAAUCAAAGUCUUUCCAUCUCUACAGUAUCUUUGUCAAAUCCUGGGCAAUAUAUAAAUUCUUUUGUGGAUGAAGGGUUUUAAUUAUGUUAAAGUAAUACAGAUAAAACAUUAGAAACGUCAUUUUAAAUGAAAUUGAAAGACAUCCCUAAAUAAAAAGUAAUAGUGUCGCCAAUUCUACAAUUAAAUUCCUAUAAUUAUGUGUAAAUUAAUUACUUGAAGUUUGGAGAUACUUAGAUUGAUAUAUCAUCUUGCCGAGUUCUUUUUAAAUUUGGACCAGAGCAAGAUAUGAAUACCAAUACUUCUGAUCAUUAUAAUUUGUCUAAAGCUCAAUAGAAAUUAACGAAUAUAUUUGAAAAUUCCGAUAUUAAUCAUUUCCCGCUUUGGCUUUUUAACAUUAUAUAUGAAUAGUUUUAGGAAGCAGGAUUUAGUUAUAUUGAUGAGAAUAAUAGAAUUAAAUUAGUCAAAAGAUAAUUAAACGAAAGUACUAAUGUUAAGUUAGAUUUAAAAUAUGAUUUUAAGUUUUUCAAUAAAGAAAAUGAAGAAUAUCCAAUUACUUAUUCCUCAAAUCAAUAUUUAGAAGAGAUAAGCGAGGGGGAGCAAUGGGUUAAGAUUGCUAUAUCAAACAAAUCUAACUCAAUAAUUCUGGGGUCAUCUUUCUUUCAGAAUAAGAAAAUGUCAUUCAAUUUUAAAAAAAACUAUAUUACUAUUUAGAAUUAGUUUGAUGAGAAAUGCUUUUAAUAUGAAAAAUCUACACUUUAUUAGCAAGAAAUACUUGUAAUAUGGAUAUCAAUUCCAUUGAUAAUUUUACUGACAUUAUUUUAUUUUAAAUAUUAAAUUAAUGAAGAAAUUUCUUAGUUUAAAGUAGAAGAUAAUAAGGAAAUAUGA